Xylona heveae TC161 is the source of this 1160-nucleotide messenger RNA. RefSeq names its product DUF602-domain-containing protein. Gene Ontology annotation, cellular component: nucleus. The transcript is spliced from 2 exons. The record is from RefSeq and is a predicted model, not a curated record. The coding region runs from base 28 to 978 and encodes 316 amino acids. NCBI's taxonomy places the organism in Eukaryota, Fungi, Ascomycota, Xylonomycetes, Xylonales, Xylonaceae. Gene Ontology annotation, biological process: mitotic DNA replication termination; site-specific DNA replication termination at RTS1 barrier.
CAAAUCAAUUCCCGCGCCUUUUGAAUCAUGGGUAACGAUGGAGGAAGCAUUCCCACGCGGCGAGAACUUGUCAAGGAGGCUUCUCGAAAUCCGACGACAUCGCAGGUCAAAGAAUCGCAAUCGGAGCAACAAGAGUACCACUGGACUACCUGCCCGCUAUCGCACCGUCCGCUCGCACUGCCGGUAGUCUCUGAUUCAUCAGGGAAAUUAUAUAACAAGGAUGCUGUUCUCGAAUCUCUGUUGCCUUCCAGCGAUGGGAACAAAGCCGACAACGAGCAGGUUCUUCAAGGGCGAGUGCGCAGCCUGAGGGAUGUCGUGGAAGUCAAAUUCCAAGAAGACAAAGAGCCUAGUCAGGAUAAGAACCCGCGAGGACAGCGAUGGGUUUGCCCAGUGACGAAGAAGACCCUGGGUCCUGGAAUUCGCGCUGUGUAUCUGGUCCCCUGUGGACACGCAUACUCUGAAAGUGCAGUCCGGGAACUGGCUGGCGAGAAUUGCCAGGAGUGCAACGAACCUUGUGCACCCGAAAAUAUUAUUCCGAUCCUUCCUACGUCUGCUGCUGAGAUUGAAAAGCUCGCUGCACGAGCAAACAAACUCAAAGAACAAGGUCUUACUCAUUCACUGAAGAAGGCACUUGGAUCGAGCAAGAAGCGCAAGAAGAAUGGCGAGACAUCCGUUGCAGCGGAGACCGGCGCUUCGUCGUCAUCGAAUGGAGAAAAGGACGCAAAGAGUAAGACUGCUACAAAGGCAGCAACGCCACAACCCACGAGUGGUACCGCAACGCCGAGCAACGGCAUUAAGAAUGCCGCGACUGCAUCUUUGACUGCCAAAGUACUCGAGGAGGAGGCAGAGAGAAACAAAAGAAGAAAGUAUGGAACUAACGACAAUAUCAAGAGUCUCUUCUCUUCGGGAAACGGUGCUGGCAAGGACGGAGAUUUUAUGACGCGUGGAUUUUCGAUUCCUGCUGGCGCAAAGAGAUGAAUCUACAUACCCAAGGCGUUGGUUGGCGUACAAAUCAUAACGGGUCGCCGCAUAUAUACUUUUAUAUGAAAUAUCAUAUGCUUGGUUCGGCUCUCCAAUUUUGUUCAAUCUCACUUGAGCGUUCGCUUUUUUGUAUUGAUUUAGAAGAAAUCUAGACUUGUUACGAAUGAAUAUAUUGUGCU